AUGGCGAAAUUGGUGAUACUGAUGGUUCUCUGCAUCUUGCCGGCGAUCGCCAUAGCCGCAAGAAGGCCGAUGAUCGGGAAGAACACGAUGGUGGUCAAAGGUAGCACCUACUGUGACAUUUGCAAAUUCGGCUUCGAAACCGCUGAAUCCUCCUACUUCAUCCCCGGUGCGACGGUGAAGCUGGUGUGCAAAGACAGGAAGACGAUGGAAGAGACGUACACAGCCGAAACUAAAUCAGACAGGAAAGGAAACUACAAGUUCGUGGUCCACGAGGACCACAAGGACGAGAUGUGCGACGUGAUGCUUGUGAAGAGCUCAGACAAGAGCUGCCCUAAGAUCUCGCCUGGACGUGAGCAGUCUCGCGUGAUCUUGAACCAUUACAAUGGCAUUGCGUCGCAGGUCAGGCACGCGAACAACAUGGGGUUCGAGAAAGAAGUCAGCGAUGUGUUUUGCUCUGAGCUGAUCAAGAAGUACCAGGUUGAUGAAGAUGAGGUUUAG
Molecule: messenger RNA, 498 nt
Organism: Microthlaspi erraticum
Lineage: Eukaryota; Viridiplantae; Streptophyta; Magnoliopsida; Brassicales; Brassicaceae
Source: the annotation of a GenBank genome assembly